Molecule: messenger RNA, 915 nt
Organism: Encephalitozoon cuniculi GB-M1
Lineage: Eukaryota; Fungi; Microsporidia; Unikaryonidae
Product: protein kinase
Exons: 1
Coding region: 1-915 (304 amino acids)
Biological process (GO): peptidyl-serine phosphorylation; signal transduction
Cellular component (GO): nucleus; cytoplasm
Molecular function (GO): protein serine/threonine kinase activity; ATP binding
Source: RefSeq, marked provisional
AUGACAACAGAGAUCAGAAAUAUAAAGCUGGUGCAGAAGAUUGCGUCAGGGGCCUUUGGAGACAUAUUUAUUGGGCAGAAUACGGUGACAAACCAGACGGUUGCAGUGAAGCUGGAGAAGAAGGCACACUAUGGGCAGCUGAAGCACGAGUAUGGGGUGUAUAAGGCGCUUGGGGGCACCCGCACACCGAGGAUCUACGAGUAUGGGAAGAUCCUGUAUGAAAAUGUAUAUGUCAAUGGGCUGGUGAUGGAGCUUAUGGGAAAGUCUUUAGAGCAGCUAUUUGUUACGUGCAGCAGGCGCUUUUCCCUGAAGACUGUGCUGAUGCUAGGGGAGAGGAUGGUUGACAAUGUAGAGUACCUGCACCAUAGAAACUAUGUUCACAGGGAUAUCAAGCCAGACAACUUUGUAUUUGAUGUCCAGGGGGACAGGUUGUAUCUGAUAGACUACGGACUAGCGAAGGAGUUUCGGAAUCCAAUGACAUUCAAGCACAGGGAGAUGAGGACGGACAAGUCCUUGACGGGCACAGCAAGAUAUGCCUCUCUGAGGACACAUCAGGGAUAUGAGCAGAGCAGGAGAGACGACCUCGAAAGCGUUGGGUUCUGUAUGGUGUAUUUUCUCAAGGGGAGGCUUCCUUGGCAGGGGCUGAAGGCAAAGACAAAGCAGGAGAAGUACGACAGGAUCCGGGAAAGCAAGGAGAGCAUAUCUCUGUACGAGCUGUGCAUGGGGCUUCCAAAGGAAAUACACUCGUUCUGCUUUUAUGUCCGGAACCUUGGAUACGAGGACAUGCCGAACUACGCAUAUCUAAGGACACUGCUCAGCGAUGCACUUCGGCAGAGAGGACUUCGAAGCGAUGGAGUGUUUGACUGGAUGGUGAGGACUCCCUCUGACUCUAUGGGGGAUCUGGAGAUUCUGUGA